AUGAUAAUAAUCAGUUUGUAUUGGAUCAAUUUGAUUCUUCAACAUCAGAAUCAUCAGCUUUAAAUCAAGAAUCUUCAGCUUUAAAUCAACCUGAAUCGUCAGCUUUAAAUCAACCAGAAUCAUCGGCUUUAAAUCAACCAGAAUCAUCAGUUCACCCAAUUUUAGAUCGAUCUGGUUCGUUAUCUAAUCAAGAAUUUUCAGCUUCAACAUUAAAUCAAGAAUUCUCAACUUCACACAAACCUGAAUCGGAUAAAUCUAGGUCAUCAAUUAUAAAUAAAUCAGGGCUAUCGACAUUAUUUCAAGACGAUAACAAUGAUAAAUGCCGUUUGCCAUUAUGUGAAAUUCAAAACAUUCAAUCACAUAAACUAUCCCGUGAAUAUGCUAAUAAAUCACUUGUUGAAUAUCGAACCCGAAUGAAAGACCAAAUGCUAAAAAAAAAUAAACAUCCACUCGAAUAUUCUAUUAAUGAUUAUGUUUGUAUUGCAAUUCCAAAAAUAGAUCGUAAUAGCAUCGACCGGCCCACUUUACCUUGCAAAGUUAUUGAAGAAUUGCCAAAUCAAACAUAUCGCUUACAAUGUAAAAAUGGAAUACUUAAUACUACUUAUG
Messenger RNA from Racocetra persica, 606 nucleotides. Lineage: Eukaryota; Fungi; Glomeromycota; Glomeromycetes; Diversisporales; Gigasporaceae. The record is from the annotation of a GenBank genome assembly.